UAUUAAUAUUGUUAUGUGUGUGUGUGUGUUUUUUUUUUCAUUUUUUUUUUUCAGAAGAUAUAUUGAGCUGCUAUGGGUAGUAAAAAGAGGAGCUCAGAAUCCGCAGAAAUUGAAGAUGGUCAGUUAAAAGUGCCUGCAAAUAAUGUUGUCUCGAGUAACAAAUUGAAAAAGAAAAUAAAGACGGAAAAGAGCAAAGAAGAAGAAUCAGUGGUAGAUGAGGAAGCUGGACCCUCUAUUGUUUCUGAUUCCAUUAAACCCAUGGAGAGAAGAAAGAAGAGGAAAGCAUUGGACAAAGAGAGGCGUCGUUCGGCCUUGGAGAAUGACGAAUUUAAGCCCCAAAAGAUGGAUGUUGAGCACGACGGUAUUCAGGCAUCCACCACAGCAUCUACGGUUGGAUCCUUAUCCAGUAGCAUUCUGCCUGAGUUCCACAUUGGUGUUUUCAAGGACUUGGCGUCCUUUGAUGCUUCAGUGAGAGAAGCAGCGGCAUAAGCUUUGGUAACAGAGUUGCAGGAAGUUCAGAAAGCGUUUGACAGGCUUGAGAAUAAGGAUUCGAUUGAGGGAGGAUUGAAGUUUGAUGCUGAAAAGGAUGAUGGCUUGAAUGAGUGUGCACCCUCUUUGAGAUACGCAGUCCGUAGGCUUAUUCGUGGUGUUACUUCAUCAAGAGAGUGUGCGAGACAAGGCUUUGCAUUAGGUUUAACUUUAUUGGUAGCAACCAUACCCAGCAUCAAAGUGGACUCUCUUCUGAAACUCACAGUCGAUUUGCUAGAGAUAACUUCAUCAAUGAAGGGCCAGGAAGCAAGGGAUUGUCUGUUGGGUCGCUUAUUUGCUUAUGGUGCUCUUGCCCGGUCUGGAAGACUCGUUGAGGAAUGGAAUCUUAAUCAAAACACACCAUACAUAAAGGAAUUCACCAGUCGAAUCAUCGCCCUUGCAGCCAAGAAGAGAUACUUGCAAGAGCCUGCUGUAACAGUUAUUCUAGACUUGAUUGAAAAGUUGCCUGCAGGAGCCUUAUUGAAUAAUGUGCUAGAAGCUCCAGGGCUAGCUGAGUGGUUUGCAGCAGCUACAGAAGUGGGGAAUUCUGAUGCAUUACUUUUGGCUCUAAGAAUUCGUGAAAAGACAUCUGUUGAAAGUGCAGUGUUCAGCAAACUUCUGCUAAACCCGUUCUCUCCCAACAGACUUUUUGCUGCGGAUCACCUAUCCUCUCUUGCUACUUGUUUGAGGGAAUCUGCCUUCUGCCAGCCUCGAGUUCACAGUGUAUGGCCUGUACUGGUAAAUAUGCUUUUGCCUGGUGUUCUUUUGCAAGCUGAGGAUGUAGCUUCUGUUUCAAGUUUGUUGAAGAAGCACAAGAAAAACCGUAAGUCUAGCUCUUCGGAGGAAGAUAUUGCAAAGAACUUGCAAUGCGUUAUUGAAGUAAUUGUUGAAGGAUCUCUUCUUCUGUCAUCUCAUGACCGCAAGCACGUGGCAUUUGAUGUUUUGCUUCUUCUCUUGCCAAGACUGCAUGCAUCUUUUGUUCCAAUUGUUUUGUCGAACAAACUUGUCCAGUGCCUGAUGGAUGUACUGUCUACAAAGGACUCAUGGCUUUAUAACGUUGCACAACAUUUUCUUAAAGAGUUGUCCGAUUGGGGCAAGCAUGAUGAUGCGAGAAAGGUUAAUGUUGUUGUUUCUCUACAAAAACACAGCGAUGGAAAAUUUGAUUCUAUCACAAGGACAAAAACAGUAAAGGAUUUUAUGGCGGAUUUCAGAACAGAAGCUGGUUGCAUGCUGUUCAUUCAGAACUUGCAGGACAUGUUUGUGGAUGAAAAUCAUUCUACUGAGGAACCUUCUGAUCAGAGCCAAACAACAGAUGAAAAUUCAGAGAUGGGUUCAAAUGAAGACAAAGACGCAGUUGGGACUACAGGAAAUUCAGAUGUUUUGAAAACUUGGAUUGUUGAAUCCUUGCCCAGUAUAUUGAAAUAUUUAAAGCUUGAUCUUGAAGCAAAAUUCCGAAUUCAAACAGAGAUUUUGAAGUUUCUGGCUAUACAGGGCGUGUUCACUGCAUCCUUUGGCACUGAAGUAACGUCAUUCGAGUUACUAGAGAAAUUUAGGUGGCCAAAAGCAGCCACUUCCAGUUCUCUUUGCAUGAUAUGUAUUGAGCAGCUUCAGCAGUUGUUGGCAACUGCUCAAAAGGGAGGGGGGUCAUGUGAAUUGGCAAAUGGCCCAAAUGGUCUUGGGUCAUACUUUAUGCGAUUCCUUAGCACUUUACACAGCAUUCCUUUGAUUUCUCUCUUUCGAUCUUUGGACGAUGAGGAAGAAAAUAUAUUUAAGAAACUGCAAGCAAUAGAAUCUUCACUUUCUAGAGAGGAGAGGAAUUCUGGACUGAGCAAAGACACAAAUAGAUUGCAUGCAUUACGACACUUGCUCAUCCAGUUGCUUUUGCAAAUGCUUCUUCGACCAAGGGAGUUCUCCGAAGCUGCCUCUGAGCUAAUUAUAUGUUGUAGGAAAGCUUACCCUACGCCUGAUCUUCUUGAAUCCUCUGGAGAAGAUGACACUGAGGCUGCUGCAUCCGCAGAAAUGGAUGUUCUGGUGGAUACAUUACUCUCAUUGUUGCCACAGUCAUCAGCUCCUAUGCGAACUGCUAUUGAGCAGGUUUUCAAAUACUUUUGCGGUGAUAUCACAGAUGAUGGUCUGCUACAAAUGUUGAGGGUAAUUAAGAGGUCUCUGAAACCUGCUAGGCAUCAGGUUGCUGAGAGUGACAAUGAUGACGAAGAGGAUGAUUAUGAUGAUGAAGAUUUCCUCAAUAUUGAAGAAGAUGAGGUGAUUAACAAAGCUGAGACAGGUGAAACAGGUGAAAGUGAGGAGCAGACGGAUGACUCUGAGGCUGUAGGUGGGGUUGACGAUGUUGACAAAGAGGUUUCCGAAGCUUCAGAUGAUUCUGAUGGAGGAAUGGAUGAUGAUGCAAUGUUCUGGAUGGACACUUACCUUGCCCAGAUCUUUAAAGAGCGAAAGAAUCAGGCUGGGAGUGAAACUGCUCAGUAUCAGCUUGUGCUAUUCAAACUUCGUGUACUUUCAUUGCUGGAAAUAUACUUGCAUGAAAAUCCAGGUAAGCCACAGGUUCUCUUGUUGUAUUCAAACUUGGCGCGAGAACUUGUUAACCCGAGCACUGCAGAAAGUAGCUGGCGGCGAAUAUGGGGAAUUCUCCAAAAGAAGAUAUUCAAAGCAAGGGACUAUCCUAAGGGUGAAGACGUGCAACUUUCCACUCUUGAAUCUUUAUUGCAUAAGAAUUUGAAGUUGGCAUCAAAACCAGUCAAGAGAAAGAAACUUGCUGGCAAGAAGCAGCAAGCUUCCUGGAACCGACAGAAGAUGAUUGCUUCCCUUGCUGAGAACUCCACCUUUUGGAUUCUGAAGAUCAUCGACGCAAGAAAGUUUCCCGAGUCUGAGCUGCAGGUGGUCUUUGAUAUCUUCCGGGGUGUUCUGGGAGAAUAUUUUGAUAGUAAGAAGUCCCAAAUCAAGUCUGAGUUUUUGAAAGAAAUAUUCCGAAGGAGGCCAUGGAUUGGCUAA
Molecule: messenger RNA, 3534 nt
Organism: Morus notabilis
Lineage: Eukaryota; Viridiplantae; Streptophyta; Magnoliopsida; Rosales; Moraceae
Product: DNA polymerase V
Biological process (GO): regulation of DNA-templated transcription
Cellular component (GO): nucleolus
Molecular function (GO): transcription factor binding; DNA binding
Source: RefSeq, a predicted model, not a curated record